Ahaetulla prasina is the source of this 6474-nucleotide messenger RNA. RefSeq names its product RB transcriptional corepressor like 2 (gene RBL2). Gene Ontology annotation, cellular component: nucleus; chromatin; transcription regulator complex. NCBI's taxonomy places the organism in Eukaryota, Metazoa, Chordata, Lepidosauria, Squamata, Colubridae. Gene Ontology annotation, molecular function: RNA polymerase II transcription regulatory region sequence-specific DNA binding. Gene Ontology annotation, biological process: negative regulation of G1/S transition of mitotic cell cycle; cell differentiation; regulation of transcription by RNA polymerase II. The record is from RefSeq and is a predicted model, not a curated record. Bases 763 to 4260 code for a protein of 1165 amino acids. The transcript has 22 exons.
UGCUGCUUCCUGUUUGUUAGGAAGCUUGUGAUCCACUUACAAGCCUGUUCCGGUACCUGUAGCUGGUUUAGCUUAGUUAGAAGAAUGUCUGGAAUGAUGGUAUUGAAUGCUGAACUAAAGUCUACAAAAAGGACCCUUGCAUAGGUCUUUGGAGACUCAAGAUGUUGUAGGAUGUAGUGCAGAGCCAUAUUAACAGCAUCAUCUGUUGAUCUAUUUGCUCGGUAUGCAAAUUGCAAGGGGUCUAACAGCGGAUCCGUGAUGGAUUUCAGGUAGGAAAGCACUAGCCUUUCAAAGGUUUUCAUGACUACAGAUGUUAAGGUUAAGGUUUGUGGACUUCAACUCCCAGAGUUCCUCAGCCACUGGCUGAAGAACUCUGGGAGUUGAAGUCCACAAGCCUUAAAGACCCCCUGUUCCAAAGUAUCUUUGAAAGGGUAUCUUUGAACGAAGUACGGACUUCAACUCCCAGAUUUCCCCGGGAGACCCAAGGCUCUCCUACGCCCCACCUCCGAAUACUAACGUCACUGAACAGGACCCCGCUGAUUGGAUCGAACGUCCCCCCCACUCAUCCAAUGGGAUAAGCCGCGAGGGGCGGGGCCGGCGGCGACGAGGGAGGCGGGAACCACGCUCUCCCCCUUCCCCCGCGCGCACACAAACAAGCCGCGGCGCAGGCGCAGUGCGGGCCUGGUCGCGCGAGCCGCCAGCCCUUCCCCUCCACCCUCCUCCCCGUCUGCCUUCUUUUUUUGCCCCCCUCAGAGGCCGGCGAUGCUGGGCGGCGAGGAGAGCGGCCAGGCCGCGGCCGGAGGGGGCGCCCCGGUCUCCGCGGCCUCUCCCGCAGCUGAAGCCGAGGCGCCGGCCUUGGCCGCCCCCGCUGCCCGCGACGCUGAGGGAAAAAAGGACGAGGAGGAAGAAGAAGAGGCGGCGGAGGACGAAGAAGAGGAGGAAGAAGCGGCGGCGGCGGCCGAGGCGGAGCGAGCCACCCGGCAGCGCUACGAGGAGCUGUGCAGCAGCCUCAACAUGGACGAGCGCGCCCGAGCCGAGGCCUGGCUCAGCUACCAGAGUAUGAGGAGGAACUACACCCUGGAGGGGAAUGAUCUGCACUGGUUGGCAUGUUCGUUAUAUGUGGCUUGCAGGAAAGCCGUCCCAACAGUUAGCAGAGGGACUGUUGAAGGAAAUUAUGUGUCUUUAAUCAGAAUACUGCGCUGUUCAGGACAAAGUUUGAUAGAGUUUUUUAACAAGAUGAAGAAAUGGGAAGAUAUGGCAGACCUACCCUCCCAGUUCAGAGAACGUACCACAAGAUUAGAAAGAAACUUUACAGUUUCUGCUGUAAUUUUUAAGAAGUAUGAACCCAUUUUUCAGGAUAUUUUCAAGUACCCACAAGAUGACCAACCAAGACCACCCAGAGGCAGAAAACAAAGGAGGCAACCUUGCACUGUCUCUGAAGUUUUCCAGUUUUCCUGGGUCCUCUUUGUUUAUGCAAAAGGCAAUUUCCCUAUGAUCAGUGAUGAUUUGGUAAAUUCAUACCAUCUGUUACUGUGCGUCCUUGAUUUAGUUUAUGGGAAUUCUUUGCAGUGCCCAAAUCGUAAGGAGAUUCUGAAUCCAAGUUUUAAGGGGCUGCCUGAAGAUUUUCACAGUAAGGAUUUUAAGCUCUUGUCUGAAGCCCCUUGCAUCAUUGACAAACUCUGCUCCUUGCACGAUGGCUUGGUUUUGGAAGCCAAGGGAAUAAAAGAACAUUUCUGGAAGCCCUAUGUGAAAAAACUCUUUGAGAAAAAGAUCCUAAAAGGAAAAGAGGAGAACCUGACAGGUUUUUUGGAUCCUGGAAACUUUGCAGAAAGCUUUAAGGCCAUCAACAAGGCCUACGAGGAAUACAUACUAUCAGUUGGAAAUCUAGAUGAGAGGAUCUUUCUUGGAGAAGAUGCCGAUGAGGAAAUCGGAACCCUGCGAAGAUGUUUAAACACAGCUUCGGAGAUGGAAACAGCCGAAAGAGUACAAAUGAAAUAUAAUCUUCAGGAACACUUUGAACGGACAAAAUCUUUCAGAAUAUCUACACCUCUUACUGGCCGGAAAUACAUCAAGGAUAGUGAUCCUUACUUAAGCCCCAUUUCCAUCGCGACCCACUGUUUGACACGGCUUCACACAAUGUUGGCAGGGCUGAAGAAUGCCCCUAGUGAGAAUCUGGAGCAAAUUCUGAGGGGGUGUUCCAGGGAUCCUUCUCAGUCCAUUGCCAAUAGAGUGAAAGAAAUGUAUGAAAUUUAUUCUCAAAAGGCACCAUCUUCUGGAGAAUCUGGGAACUUCCCCAAAGAUCUUGUUGGUAAACACUUCCGUCUUGCUGAGGUCCUUUAUUAUAAGGUUUUGGAAUCCGUCCUAAAGCAAGAAAAAAAAAGACUUGAAGAUGCUGACUUAUCUGCCAUCCUGGAGCACGAUGUCUUUCAUAAGUCCCUCAUGGCCUGUUGCCUUGAAAUAAUUAUUUACUCCUACAAGACAGCAGAUAGUUUCCCAUUCAUCACAGAUGUUUUUGAUGUUCCUGCCUUCCACUUUUAUAAGGUAAUCGAGAUCCUGAUCAGAGCGGAAGAUGGCCUUUGCAGAGAAGUGGUGAAGCAUCUCAACCACAUUGAAGAACAGAUUUUAGAAAGCCUGGCAUGGAAACCGGAAUCUCCACUCUGGGAUAAAAUAAAAGAAAAUGAAAAUAAGGUUCCUACCUGUGAAGAGGUGAUGCCACCUCAGUAUUUUGAAAGAUCAAAUGGCAACAGCGUGGCUGGUUCCCCUUUAACUCCAAGGAGAUUAAAUGAAGUUCGUGCUGAAACUGGAACACAGGGAAAGGGCAUUUCGUUUUCUCCAGCCACCCUCUACGAACGGUACAGCUCUCCAACCACCAACCCUACCAGAAGGAGGCUGUUUGUCGAUAACGACUCCUCCGGGGAGGCCCCUCGGACACCUGUGAGGGUCUCUCAGCCACCUGUGAUCAGCACUGUGCCUGUGCAGAACGUCUCCUCCGAUACCAUCCCUGUCACUCCGGUGCCUGGACAGACUUUGGUAACCGUGGCAACCGCCACGGUGACUGCAAAUAACGGACAGACAGUUACCAUACCUGUGCAAGGCAUUGCCAAUGAAAAUGGGGGCAUAACAUUCAUUCCGGUCCACGUCAACGUUGGUGGGCAGACUCAGUCACUGUCUAGUUCCAUCCCACCUCUCAGUGCGCAGAGCCUCGCUGGCACGCUGAGUUCUCAGCAGAUGACUGGCCCAACCCUUCAGUUGCAAGGCCAGCUCCAACAGGUGGCCCAUCCUGGAGAACGACGACAAAAGCAACAGAUCAGUAGUGGUGGCAACAGAUCCCGAAAAGCUGGCUCACUCACUCUCUUCUUUAGAAAGGUAUUUUAUUUAGCAAGCGUUCGUCUGCGGGAUAUCUGUAUCAGGCUGGAUAUUUCCGACGAGCUGAGAAAGAAGAUCUGGACCUGUUUUGAAUUUUCACUGGUACAAUGUUCGGAGCUCAUGAUGGACCGACAUCUCGAUCAGCUGUUAAUGUGUGCUGUUUAUGUAAUUGCAAAGGUUACCAAAGAAGACACUUCAUUUCAGAACAUCAUGCGCUGCUAUCGAAUGCAGCCCCAGGCCAAAAGCCACGUGUACCGCAGUGUAUUGAUUAAAGGCAGAAGACGAAGGAAUUCUGGCACCAGCGACGCAAACAAUCCGCAGAAUUCCCCAGUGGAGAAAAAUAAGGACCAAACAAGCCGAGAUUCCAGCCCAGUCAUGAGGUCGAGUAGCACCCUGCCUGUUCCGCAGCCUAGUAGCGCACCUCCAACACCAACGCGACUGACCGGAGCCAGCAGCGACACUGAGGAAGAAGAACGUGGAGACCUGAUUCAGUUUUAUAAUAAUGUCUACACAGACCGAAUUAAAGACUUCGCCCUGAAGUAUUCCUCGGCCAACGGAACUGAUGUUCCUCCCUUGUCUCCAUAUCCGUUUGUGAGAAGCGGCUCUCCACGCAGAGUCCAACUGUCCCAAAACCACCCGAUUUAUAUUUCUCCCCACAAAAAUGAGUGUCCAGUCUCUCGGCGUGAGAAAAUAUUCUACUAUUUCAGUAGCAGCCCAUCAAAGAGACUUGAAGAGAUUAACAGCAUGAUUAGAACGGGCGAGACCUCCACGAAAAAGAGGGGCAUCGUCUUAGAGGAGGGGGCCGAAUCACCAGCCAAGCGCAUGUGUCCGGAAAACCACACGGCCCUGUUGAGAAGGUUGCAAGAUGUGGCCAACGACCGAGGCUCUCACUGAUGUCAAAGACUAGCCGAGGAUUGAUUGAUUUCUUUUUUAUUGCUAUCUGGGGCUUUUCUUAACAUUUGACCAGUAAUAAUAGAAGCCACGACUUCCACAUCUCCAAGACAUUUUUGGGGCAGGAAGGAAGUCCUUUUUUAAACCCCUGUGAGCCUGAUGCUCCUGACAUCCAGGGAGGAGUUUUCUGCUUACGUUACCACGGAUGUCUUCUGCUCAAAGACAAUCGGAAAGUUUGAAGAAGCAGCAUUAUUUCCUCCCUCACCCUGCAAGUCACACCAGCUUUGUUUGGAUGUAUCCCGUCAAGCGACAAUCGAUCCAGUUUACAUCCUUUUUUUUUAAUUUAUUUGGUAGAAGGGAUCGGUUUUAAUCUUAGAACUGGAGAGACAAAGUAUUUUUACAUUAGCCCGUUAACUUUUUUUUUUACUUUUUUUUUUUAGCUAGUUGGGUCUCAUCCAGUGUCGUGUUUAGAAUCUGCAGUAUUUUAAUCGCAUUUGGAAAUGUGGCAGUCAGCAGUGAUGGAAUCAGCGCUGUGACUAAUUAUCUGACCCAGUUCAGAACUGCUGUGAACCUUCUUUUUAAAUUAGGAGUGAAGAUUCUUAGAACAUUUGUCAGGCAGUAGUUAAAAAGCACACUGGAGACAGACCAGAAAUUGAAAUGGAGGGGAGAAGGGGAAGAUUUAAACCUUCUCUUCUCUUCUCUUCUCUUCUCUUCUCUUCUCUUCUCUUCUCUUCUCACCUUUCUCCUCUCCUCUCCUUCUAUGCCCUUCAGGUGAUAUGGGAAUAUUAUGUAUAUAUACACCACAAUUUCCUUGUAUUUUAGCUGUGCAAUGUUUCCAGUCAGCUCCUAUCAGCAGGUAGCACUUCACUAGUUCUCAAAUGCAAAUUAGAGUUUUGCAACCUUGGCAAUGGCACUUUUGAAAAAUAGAUAUAAAAUAUAUAUAUAUAUAUUUUAAAUAGCAAACCCCAAGAUGAAAAGCUGUGUAAAACUGCUUGAAUUGUAUUUAUUCUGGAAGCGCACAGAAGUCCUACUGAACUCUCGGGUAUGACUAUUUUAAGAUAGGACUGUUAGCCUUCCCUGUUUCUUAGUUUUAUCGCAGCAGUUGGUUGUGUGGGUUCUUUAUCAAAAUGAGGAAAACACUGGCCAUCCUGGAUUAUCGUUGCAGCUGUUUGGCCGGUUGCCAUGUUUUAAACGGAGGUCAGGAAGAAUGAUGUAGAAGAAAUAACCUGAAGAGGUCACCAUCUAGCCUACUUGUGAUCACAAUGGCUCACUAGCAUGCAGUAAGACCAUUUCCUAGCCUUUUUUUUUUUUUAGGGAUGCCAUGGAUUAAACCUAACACUCACUGUAUGCAUAAGAAUGUGUGCUCCUCCACUGGACUACGGCUUUCAUGUGGUUUCUAAUACAUGCUGAAAAUUUCCAUUCCCCCCCCUCCCCAUAAAGGAUCAAAUUGAGUCUAUAGAGAAGUUAACAAAGGUGUUCAGGCAAUUGAAUGAUCACUUUGAAGACUAAAUACGAUCACGUUCAAUAUUGCCAAAAUUUUGCCCUGGAUUGCAUUUGCAACAAGAUCUGUGCUGUUCUUAAAAUUGCUCCAAGAGUAUCUAAAUAUAGGCAUCGGAAGAGGGAUUUUUAGCUUCAUGAAAUGAUCGACUGGGCAUAAAUUGAAUAAAUCGGUCAUGAAAUAGGGCAAGUUUUGGUGCAUGUAAGUUUCGCCCGUUCGGGUGAUUCGUAAGUUUUAGAAAAGAAAAGGAAAAAACCAAAAAGGUCUAAUUUAAAAAAAAAACCCACUACUAAUUUAGCUUUCCAUCAGGCACUGUCAGCAGCUGUGCUUCUUGCCUUCAUAACUUCUCAAAAGGGGGGGGAAAUAAUUAUGUGUCCCCUAGAUUAAGCCAUAGUUAAACCCUGUAAAAUCCUUCCCUCACUUAAUAGACUUUGGAUUCAAAAUUUCCAUCCAGUUAUCUUCUGGAGGCAAGAAGCUUUGCAUCCAAAGUAGUGAAGAUGCGCUUAAAUUAACUAUUGAUACCAUUAUACAAAUGAUGUAUUUCCUGAUUUAACAGAUUUGGGGGCAUGAUAGAAGCCCUUUUCCGUUAAAUGGCCUGUUAUCUUGAGGUUUUUCUAUAGUCGGCAAAUCAGAAUUCCAAAGAACUCAUACUUAAAUUUUGCAAAUAUUUUAUCCAAAGAAAACAACCACAACGUGAACUUUCUGCCAUGAUUGGUCUU